This is a messenger RNA of Heterocephalus glaber (naked mole-rat), 5856 nucleotides long. RefSeq names its product sprouty related EVH1 domain containing 1 (gene Spred1). Gene Ontology annotation, molecular function: protein kinase binding. Lineage: Eukaryota; Metazoa; Chordata; Mammalia; Rodentia; Bathyergidae. Gene Ontology annotation, biological process: negative regulation of MAPK cascade; multicellular organism development. Gene Ontology annotation, cellular component: membrane. The record is from RefSeq and is a predicted model, not a curated record.
GCCGCCGCUGCCUGCUGCCCCUCGGCGCUACUCCUGCUCCCCUGCCUGCUGUUGCUCCUCCAUCUCCAGAUCGGAUCACGGUGAGGGAAAGAUGAGCGAGGAGACGGCGACUUCUGACAACGAUAAUAGUUAUGCACGAGUGCGAGCUGUGGUGAUGACCCGAGAUGACUCCAGUGGUGGAUGGUUACCACUUGGAGGGAGUGGACUAAGCAGCGUCACUGUCUUCAAAGCCCCUCCUCAGGAAGAGAAUGGCUGUGCUGACUUUUUUAUCCGUGGAGAGCGGCUCAGGGACAAAAUGGUGGUUUUGGAAUGCAUGCUUAAAAAAGACCUCAUUUAUAAUAAGGUCACACCAACAUUUCAUCAUUGGAAGAUUGAUGACAAGAAGUUUGGCCUUACCUUUCAAAGUCCUGCUGAUGCUAGGGCAUUCGAUAGAGGCAUUCGAAGAGCUAUAGAGGAUAUUUCUCAAGGAUGCCCACCAUUAAAGUUUGAACCUGAAGGAACAGAAGAUGACUUACAAGUGACUGAAGAGGAUACUUCCAGUUCUCUAGUGAGAGAACACUUUUUCCAUCAAGAGACAGUUGUUACCAGUGACCCUUACAGAAGCUCCAAUAUAAGACCAACUCCCUUUGAAGAUCUGAAUGCCAGAAGAGUUUACUUGCAAAGCCAAGCCAAUCAGAUAACAUUCGGUCAGCCAGGUCUAGACGUUCAGAGCAGAAAUAUGGAAUAUGUACAGCGGCAAAUAUCUAAGAACUCCGGAAGCCUAAAGUCCCAAAACAGGGUCCCUCUGAAAUCAAUCAGACAUGUCAGCUUUCAAGAUGAGGAUGAGAUUGUCAGAAUAAAUCCUCGAGAUAUCUUAAUACGUCGGUAUGCAGACUACAGGCAUCCUGACAUGUGGAAAAAUGACUUGGAGAGAGAUGAUGCUGACUCCAGUAUUCACUUUUCUAAACCAGACAGUAAAAAAUCAGACUAUCUCUACUCUUAUGGAGACGAGACUAAGUUAAGUUCACUCAGAGACUCUGUGGUGUUUAAGACACAGCCUUCCUCAUUAAAAGUUAAGAAGUCAAAACGAAGAAAAGAGGAUGGUGAACGUUCUCGCUGCGUAUACUGCCAGGAAAGGUUUAAUCAUGAAGAAAAUGGCAGGGGGAAAUGUCAGGAUGCUCCAGAUCCUAUUAAAAGAUGUAUAUAUCAAGUUAGUUGCAUGCUCUGUGCAGAGAGCAUGUUGUAUCAUUGUAUGUCAGACUCAGAGGGAGAUUUUUCUGAUCCCUGUUCGUGUGACACUAGCGAUGACAAGUUCUGCUUAAGAUGGUUAGCCCUGGUGGCUUUGUCUUUCAUUGUCCCAUGCAUGUGCUGCUACGUCCCCUUGAGAAUGUGCCAUCGCUGUGGUGAGGCCUGCGGGUGCUGUGGUGGGAAACAUAAAGCUGCUGGAUGAAGGGAUCCAGUGCCAAAAUGAGCUUAAAGUCUUUGUUUCCAGGAAUUAGCUAACUUGGAUUUGUGGAAGCUUUUGGCAAGCAGUGUGGAACCUUGCCUGGUGUCAUUGGGGCCACACAUGGAGGAAGCGGAACUUGUCAGUUCUUGGCAUUUCACGUGCUAGCCAUGCUUAACUUUUUCCCUUGAGUGCAUGGCAUGUUAUGUUACAGGUUGUAGAGUAUUUGCAGAAGGAAAUCAUUUCUGGUUCUUGACUAUAAAAAGUCAGAAUAAAAUAUGAUCUGACUACAAGGGAUCAAUUUUUGGCAUUUUUGUAUAUUUAUGCAUUAGGUGAUGGGACUUAUAAAGGUUUGAUUAUAUUAGGACAUGAACUAAGAAUAAAAGUGCACUAGGGGACAGUUUAUUUCAAUCUAAGAAAAGUUAACACUUGGGAAUUACAAGCAGUAAAGAAGUGCAACUAAAUCAUUAGUUGGUUUUUGAAAGCAGUUUUAUGUAUAAAUAACAAAUGUUUAUAUUUAACUAAAUGUAAGGUACGAAUUAUUACAUAUUAAACUUUUCUUGCCCUUCCUAGUUCGGAAGUAGAUAUAUAUAUCUGCUGUCACAUUCCAUAUGUUUUGAAUAUUUAACUCACAUCUAAUUAAUAAUGUUUUUAUUCCAUGUGAAUGAUUUGAUAUUUUCAUCCUCAUUUCUUUUUGGCUACAGUUUAUAUUGAGUUAUAUGUGUACAUUCUGGUAAUCUAAAUUCUUUAAAAUACUCUAAUAUUCUUGAGUGACCAACUUUUUUUUAAAGCACAGGUGUAAUUGUCUAAUGUUCUGAUGGGAACAUAACACUUAUUUUUAUAUAAAAAGAGACUGAGUAAACAUAGAAAAAAGUGAAGUUUUUUGUAGUUGUUUUGUUUUUUGUGGUAUUCAACCAGCAAGUUGUUUUCUUUCAGAGUUUCCUCCUUUAAAAAUUAUAUUGCAUUUACAAAUGAUUUAUAAGGCAAAAAGUUUAACUGGAUAGUUAAUGUAAAACAGUUCCCUCUUGAGGUCUCCCAUUUAUCAUUCCGCUAAACUAGAAUAUGUUCAGCUGUGUUACUAAUCUUUUAGCUUAAUCCUCAGUGUUUUUUCACAGAACAAUGAUAGCUCUUUUUAGUUGCAUUUUAUUUUUAUUUAAACCUGCCAAAAGGAAAAUUAUUUUAUGUUAAAAUGUGUGCUAAACUAUCCGAGGAAAGCAUUUAAUCCAACAUUUGUGAAUGAAAUAUCUUGUAAAUACAAAUUUAUUCCUUUUGCAGAGCAUUGUGUUACUGGGUGUUUAAUUUACAAAGUAAUAGGAUACAUGUUCCAACAAAUUGUUUAAAGUACUUUGGGGUCAAAUUGUCUUUUCUUUUUCUUCUUCUUUUGUGUUAACAUAAAAACUAACCAAGUGAGGGAGUCUUUUAAAAACAUUCCCUUAGUGGGAUAAAGUUGAGAAGCGUGCCUUUUUUUUUUUAAUGGCUUGAUGUUUCAGAGAUGAUAAAAAUUAAAGUCACUACCAUUUGAGCUCAUUUUCUAUGCAGGUUUUUAAAUGUCAUUUAUGUAUCAUUCGUUUUACAUAUCAGACUUAAGCUUAUUAUGUUUGCUUUCUUUUGCCCCAGAUAAAACUGAACAAUGUAUAUAACACUAUCUGUCUGUAAAAUACUUUUUUUAAGAAAGCAUUUAUAUUUAUAUGACAGCUUGAACUGACAAUUGUAUAUAGAUCAUCAUGAAGUAUUAUUUCACAUUGAAAAGAAGAAAAAUAUAUUGAUAACUAUAGAUGUUAUGAAGAAGAGGUUAUUUCUAGUUUUGUACUAAAAAUCAAUUGAACUAAAUCCAAAACAUGACACUGUAGCAGCAGUUUUAAGUCUUAUUUUUACUGUUUAUAUUUUUGAAUGCUGCUACACCAGGUGAUCUUUAUCCCUGAAGUUUUCAGUAAACUUGGUUUCCUAAAAUAGACUGUUAACUUUCAAAAUUCCUUUUUAUUGGUGAAAUGGAAAUACUGGUUUCCUUGUGAAUGGAUUUUCAUAUUUGUAAGUGCUAAGAUUAUAAUUCAGGUUUGAGCAAGGUGUGGAUAACUGAAGAAAAUAACUUGCUGGCUAUAUAGGAAAAUGCUGUGGAAAAGAACUGUGUAUGUACUUCUGAGAAGAACAAAUUUAAUCAUUUCUGUUAAGCACUAACCAGUAUAGUGCUACUCCUGGUUCUGUACUGUAUUUUAUAUGCAACGUAUAUGCUUUAAUAUUUUAAUGUUUGUGCAUUAAUAUUUUCAAUCUGUUUAACCACUUUGCUGCUAAGAUUUUACUGUCCCAUCCCCGUUUUUUUUUUCCUUUACAGUUUUAAACAAGUUUCUUCAUUAAAAACUAUGGUGAUUAAAUGGUUUUUAUUUCACCUUGGAACUUAUCAAUUAACAUACCCAAUUUCCAGAUUGGGUCUAGAAAACUGAUAAUGUUACCUGAGUCGGUAGUUGGAAAUUUUCUCUUAUGUAAGUGAGAAUUUCUGUGUGAAAAUGAGAUAAUUUAACUCUGAUUAUCAAAUAUAAGUAUAAACAUAACGGGACAUUUCCUUGCUCUGUACAGAUGUGGCAUUGCCAUUUGGCAUUUCUUCGAAAACUUUUGUUUAAUCUGAUUGUAUAAGCAAAUGGCUCAACAAAACUGUUAAAGUAAAUUUUAAAAAUGAAGUCAUCUAAGUGGCAUAAUAAGAAAAAAUUUGACCUGAUGAACUGACUUUGUUCAGAAUUGAUAGUUUUCAAAUGGUGUUUCUCCUAGCUUAGAAUAAUUUCAUUGCUGAGGAAAUGUAUAUCUGGAGCUUCAGCACCACCUACUGGAUGAUUUCCAGACAGACAAAAGAGGUGGAUCCUGGGGUCCCACACAGUUCCUUCUUACUACUAGUAAAGGGCUAUUCACGAGGCCACCUCCUACCAUGGACACCAGGAGUAAGAAAUAUCUCACAGGAACUGUAAAAUGAUUCUUUUCUGUAAUGUGUUUUGUUGGUUACUGAAAGAUUUUAAGCACUUUUUUACAUACCCUCUUUUAAAAUAUUUAUUGAUAUUUGGGACUGGCAGUCCUACUUAAUGGAUGUGCUGACAUUUAUAGAACCAGUUCCUUUAACUCACAAUAGCCAUUACCAAAAUGGUAUUUUCAUUUUUCCUCCAAUUGCCAGGCAGGGAGAAUUCUAAAAAUAACCUAAUGGCCUGUAUUUUACCGUGACAACUUUAGAGGGACUGUGUGUAUGUUUCAGAGAAGAUGAUGAUGAGGCAGGGAUUCAAAUUUAAAGGGAAAAUCUUGAGACUACCUAUUUUCAUUGGUUAUUCAGCAGUGCCUAAAAUGAGCUUUUGAAGUUUCACAAAUGCACUUUCAACUCAUGUGUAUAGUGCCAUCUGAUAUCUUGGAUAAGUGUUGCUUUUCUUUUCCUUUUCGUCCUUUCCCCUUAAUGAAGUGACAGAUGUUUCUUACUACCCAUGCAGAUACUCAGAGUACAGGAAACAUGUACUUUCCUUUCGAUGGGAAAUGUAAAGAAUUUUAAGGAUGUUUCUUUUGUUGAGGUUUACUUUAGGCUUUAUGAUUACACUUGGAACAUAAAACCUGCAAAUAUGUGUUUAAGAUUAGGUUUUUAAUUGUAGCCCAAAGGUACAUUAAACAAGUGUAACAUUUUUCUUUAUAAAACUGAAAAUCUUAGUUACCUGAAAGAAAUGGAUUCCUCACUAAAUAUUAUUUUCAUUCUUGAUUACCCUCCAUUAUUGCAUUUCUAAGUAUAAGGGAAAGCACUACAAACUUGCAUUACAUAUUGUUGCACUAAGAAAAAGUCUACAAAUCAUGAUUAUAGCACUACAAGGUGUUUUGCAUUGUCAGCAUUUAAAAAAAUUUUUUCUGAAAACAACUGGAGGUGAUUUAUGUAAACCAAAAAGAAAUAAAAAACAAAAGGGCUUUAAGGUACUGUUCGCCUAGCAGCCAGGUGGUUAUAAAACUUUGAUAUGCUUUGCUACACUGAUAAAUGUUAGCCAUUGUUCCUGAAAGCUUCUUAAAUUGCUUACAUUGUUAGUUUUGAAAAAUUACAAGAUAAUUUAGUUGAAAAGCCUUUGUAUUAAUGAUACACAUAGAUUUUUGUGAACAUUUCUCAUGUGUAGUGUCAUUUGCUUUCUCUUCUCUUGACCUUGAAAGUGCCUCACUUGUAUAUUAUUUCCAUUAAAAGCUUGACUGCAUUCUUUCUAAUGAGCAAUGAAAAAUUGUUUAAUCCAUGUCAUAAUGUAUCUCCUCAGAUAUAGCUAACUAGCUUGUUACUUUUGAGUAUAUAAUGUAAAUAUGCAUAUAUAAGUUUGUAACUGUUUUUGUUACAUCAUACCCAUGUAAUUGGACAUAUCAGAUGCUAUCAUAAGAAUUUGUUUUGAUGGUUUUUUUCGUCCCCUGGAAUUACCUAAUUAAACCUAUCAUGAAAUGUAAAA